UGUUGCUGUUUAUAAACGGGGAGCGUGGGGUAUAAAAGGACGGUGAGGGGCCAGUGCUGCAUCGAGAUCUCAGGGCAGCUACCAUCACUAACAUCACCGAGGCUUCCCACACAGACAUUCACGAUGGGCAAGAUCGUCUUCUACGAGGACAAGAACUUCCAGGGGCGGCGCUACGAGUGCGACAGCGACUGCUCGGACUUCCACAGCUACCUAUGCCGCUGCAACUCCAUCCGGGUGGAGAGUGGGGCCUGGGUGGUGUACGAGAGGCCCAACUACAUGGGCUACCAGUAUACGCUGACCAGGGGGGAGUAUCCUGAGUACCAGCGCUGGAUGGGAGUCAACGACCGCAUCAGCUCCUGCAAGAUCAUUAACUUUACCAGCGGGACCCAGUACAAGAUGCAGCUCUACGAGAAGGCCGACUUUGGGGGCCAGGCCUACGAGGCCACGGAGGACUGCCCCUCGCUCCUGGAGAAGUUCCGCUGGAGGGAGGUCCACUCCUGUAAGGUCUACGACGGCUGGUGGGUGUUCUACGAACACACCAACUACCGCGGACGCCAGUACUUCCUGGAGAAAGGGGAGUACCGCAAGCCUGGCGACUGGGGGGCCAUCAGUCCUGCUGUCCAGUCCUUCAAGCGCUUCACCGAAUGAGUCACCCUCCAUCCAGGACGCAGGCUAGUUGUGAUCUCUGCCAGGGCUUCACGGUACCUGGCUCCAGUUUUCAUGAACUAAUGUAAUUUCGAACUGAGGUCUCAAAUAAAAACCUGUCCAGCAAA
Messenger RNA from Betta splendens (Siamese fighting fish), 773 nucleotides. RefSeq names its product crystallin, gamma S2 (gene crygs2). Gene Ontology annotation, molecular function: structural constituent of eye lens. The transcript is spliced from 3 exons. Bases 124 to 648 code for a protein of 174 amino acids. The record is from RefSeq and is a predicted model, not a curated record. Lineage: Eukaryota; Metazoa; Chordata; Actinopteri; Anabantiformes; Osphronemidae. Gene Ontology annotation, biological process: visual perception; lens development in camera-type eye.